CGAAAGUGAAACUACUUCGUUUGGCAUUAUCAUACCACAUGGCAAAACAUUUCUAUGAAUCGGGGUAUUCCCCUAAGGGACUACCCUCUGCUAUAAAUAUGGCACACCACUGUCUGUCAAGUAGAUAGGUAAAGUAAGAGACAAGUGAAGAUCCCAUAGAGAUCAUGGAAGCAGUGCUUGCAAUUUGCUCUUCUCUGUGGGAAUGGGCUAAAGCCGGCCUAAGUGCCGCCGCUGAAUGCUUCAAGUGGGUCUGGCAAAGCGUAGAGAACUUGCUAUCUGGCGUAAUGGACUUUCUGAAGAGAAUGUUCGACGGCGCCUGCUUCCAGUUCUUGUAUCGAAGAGAGAAUACUCAGGAAACGUGCGAGACCACCACCGAUCCGGUAACCGGUGCACACAGACAGACUGUCGAGACCCACAAGGAUGAGCUCAAGAUAUACGCUGGGGUGAAUGAUCAAGAUUUUCGCCAACAAAAGCCAUCAGACUACUCCAAAAGAAGGGAAAACGUGAUAGAAAAUCUAGAGAAUGUCGAAAACUUCGUCAAGGGAAUGAAGGAAAUCAUGAUUGCAGACAGACAACACGGAAACCCCCAAGUCACCGCUGGAAAACUCCAACAGCUCAUGGACCAGCCUGAAGUGCAGAACUUGCAACAGUCCUUCCGCAGCAUUGGAAAAGUCAACCCUGUUCUCUAAAAGAGACACCGCACCAAGAAGUUUUUGAACAAGUCUGACUUUGUGUAGAUGAUGUAAAUAUUAAUAGAUAGCUAAAUAAUCAAAGUAAAGCACGCGCACGUGGACGACGUCGCUAGAAAACAAUGGAAUUUGAUUCAGAAUUCAAUAGCAGUACGUGAUAAUGCGUUCUGUCUGAUAAAUUUCAGCUGUUUCCCACCUAACCACGAGGUAAAAACUACAACUUUAACGCGCACGUUUGUACUGUUAAAUCCUCUACCUAAGGUUCGCUACUUUAGAAAUGAUUUCCUUGGUUUAUUCUUAUCUGUCUCUGGCUAUAUAAUGUUUUGCUUAUUCCAUUUAAAUUAAAUUAUUAUUGAUCGCCACGCGCGAACACAUCUUUUUCGACCUCGUUGUCGUCGUCCUUGUUAAGUUCCCUAAUAGCAAACUCAAAGAACCAGACGUGAAAUGCGCUUGCUUUGAUAGAUUUCAGCCGUUUAUCUCCACAUCACGACGUCAAAAACACCAAUAUAAUUUUCACGGUCUAGCCGAGGACACGUUCACUAUCUUUGUUAUUAAUAAUGCUUAUCCUUGCUUAUUUACAAAUAAAAUUGUCCUUAUCUUAAAGAAAAA
Messenger RNA from Nematostella vectensis (starlet sea anemone), 1298 nucleotides. RefSeq lists its product as uncharacterized. The record is from RefSeq and is a predicted model, not a curated record. The coding region runs from base 165 to 689 and encodes 174 amino acids. The transcript has 5 exons. Lineage: Eukaryota; Metazoa; Cnidaria; Anthozoa; Actiniaria; Edwardsiidae.